Scaptodrosophila lebanonensis is the source of this 1014-nucleotide messenger RNA. Its product is annotated as ketohexokinase. The coding region runs from base 1 to 1014 and encodes 337 amino acids. The transcript is spliced from 2 exons. Gene Ontology annotation, biological process: fructose metabolic process. The record is from RefSeq and is a predicted model, not a curated record. Gene Ontology annotation, molecular function: ketohexokinase activity. Lineage: Eukaryota; Metazoa; Arthropoda; Insecta; Diptera; Drosophilidae.
AUGAACAUGGCCAAUCAUUUAAUAGACUUUGGACCAAUGACGGAGACUGGAAACAAGCAGAGCUGGGCGGUCGGGAAGAAGACUGUGUUAUGCGUGGGCAAUACUGUCAUCGACUACAUUUCGGUUUGCAAAAAGUUUCCUAGGGAGAAUGAGCCGAAUAAAUGCUAUGCUUCCUACUGGCAACGGGGCGGCAAUGCGUCCAACAAUUGCACCGUGCUGCGUCUUCUGGGCGUUAAGGUCGAGUUCUUUGGGAAAUUGAGUACAUCCCCAUUGUUUGGCAUGUUGGUGGAGGACAUGCGGAAAAGAGGCAUCAUUUUUGAUCAUUGUCCAAGAACAGAGGUGGAUCCGCCGUUCUCCACAGUCAUACUGGCUUCUUCGAUCAAGUCGCGCAAUAUUAUAAACUGCAAUAAAGAUUAUCCGUAUGUCACGUACGAUGACUUCAAGAAACUGGACUUGAAUGAGUACGGUUGGAUACACUUUCAAGCACGCCAUCCAACUGAAACGAUACGUAUGAUGCAGCGUGUUACAUCCUUUAAUAAGAAAAAGGCUAAGGACGACCCAAAGAUUGUUAUUUCUUUAGACUUCGACAAGUCGCCCACUGAGAUGUGGCCGUUGGUUAACUACUGCGAUUAUGUGGUUAUAUCCCGACAAAUUGCCACGCUCAAGAAGUGGGAAACUCCGCUAGAGGCGUGCACUAGUGUUGGCGAAUGGCUGCGCAUGCGCUGGGGUGUGAAUCUAAAGCGACCCUACGUCAUAUUUCUGUGGGGAUCGGAGGGCGCUGCCAUCCUAGAUAAGCAGGAAAAUUACUCAUUUGCACCGAGUUACAAACUCAAGAAAGUCGUCGAUUCGCUUGGGGCUGGAGAUGUGUUUAUGGCUUCUUUGAUUUACGCCCUAUAUAUACGCGAACGUCCGCUUUCCGUGGCCGUAGAUUUUGGCAAUCGUAUGGGCAGCUAUAAAGUCACAAACUUUGGAUAUGAUCACCUUCCCAAUAUCUUAGUACCGCCAACUCUAUAA